UUACACCACUAGCGUCCACAUCCGUGGUUUCCACAAACUUGCCGGCGACGGGGGGUCACGCCGGCGACGACGUGGAGCAUAACGGCCGGCUAUAGCUGAGAGAGCAUUGCCGUCUUCGCAUAUAAGGCUGGCCAAGUGUCAUCUGGACUGUUCCGAACCUUCUUCUCUUCGCAUUCUCCGCCCAAAGCAUAUUUUUACUUCCAUCUCGCCAUUUCGGCCGUAUAGAACGCGCUAAUCCACAAAAAGAGGGGAGAGAAGAGGAAGAGGAGGAUCGGGAGCUGUGUCUGAUAGAUCUGAUCGAGGUGGAAAGGAGCUAUGAAUCGGAUACUUGGGAAGUUGUGCGGAUAUUGGUUCUCAAAGAGAGCCAGCAAGGAGCUGUUCUCCGUCGGCGAUGAUAUCAAUUCGCUUUCAAAUGAAGUUGAGGGUGGAGCACGAUGGCUGGUCAAUAAACUCAAAGGAAAAAUGCAGAAACCAUUAGCAGAACUCCUGCGAGAAUACGACUUGCCGGUAGGCAUAUUUCCAGGGGACUCCACCAACUAUGAAUUCAAUGAAGAUACAAAGAGGCUCACAGUGUUAGUUCCCUCAGUCUGUGAAGUAGGCUACAAAGAUUCCUCUGUUCUCAGAUUUCAAACCUGCGUCAGUGGCUAUUUGGAGAAGGGAAAGCUGUCCCACAUUGAAGGCAUGAAGACCAAAUUUCUGGUUUGGAUGAAGGUCUCGUCCGUCUCUGCCGAUCGAUCCAAGGUUUAUUUCAAUACCGGUGUGCGGCGAAGUCGGAGCAGAGAUGCUUAUGAGGUCCUCAGAGUUGGUAUCAGAGCGGAAAAAUUUUAGGGGCAUUUACAUACAUACCACAGAAGUCUUAGGUACCUAAACAUUCAUAUUUACCUAUAUCUUUUUAAAAUUGAAAUACAUGUUUUCAUAUAUAGAUUUAUGACACCGAGAAAAUACAAGUAUAAAUAUCAAAUUUUGGGUGUUUGA
Phalaenopsis equestris is the source of this 975-nucleotide messenger RNA. RefSeq lists its product as uncharacterized. Bases 316 to 828 code for a protein of 170 amino acids. The record is from RefSeq and is a predicted model, not a curated record. NCBI's taxonomy places the organism in Eukaryota, Viridiplantae, Streptophyta, Magnoliopsida, Asparagales, Orchidaceae. The transcript has 3 exons.